AUGUCCUCCAAGUCCGCCUUCGAUCCGGACACCUUCAAGCUUCCGGCCAGCUACCGCUUCAAGAGGCUGCUCGGCAGCGGCGCCUAUGGCACGGUGUGCGCCUGCACAUACACCCCCCCGCCCGGGCUGGCUCCUCCGGCGGCCGCCCUCCCCCAGGAUGAGGACGGCGAGGAGGGCAACCCCUCCGGGCCGCAUGAUGUCGCGGUCAAGCGCGUGGCUCGCGUCUUCGACCGGACCAUUCUCGCCAAGCGCACGCUGCGUGAGAUCCGCCUCCUGCGGCACUUCCACGGCCACGAGAAUGUCACCGGCAUCCUGGACAUCUUCCGCCUCGGGCCGGAUGAGGAUGCGCCCCCCUCGGCCGAGCCGGUUCCCGACUUGGACGCCACCUUCAACGAGGUGUACCUGGUUCAGGAGCUCAUGGAGGCCGACUUGCACCAGAUCAUCCGCAGUCAGCAGCGCCUGACCAACGAGCACUUCCAGUACUUCCUGUACCAAAUCCUGCGCGGCCUCAAGUACAUCCACUCGGCCAAUGUCCUCCACCGCGAUCUGAAGCCCGGCAACAUCCUGGUCAAUGCCAAUUGCGAGCUGAAGAUCUGCGACUUCGGCCUUGCCCGUGGUCUGGCCGGCCUGGCCAACCCUGACAGUGGCCACCUCAUGACCGAGUAUGUGGCUACCCGGUGGUACCGCGCCCCGGAGGUCAUGCUUUCCUUCCAGGGCUACUCGCUUGCCAUCGACAUUUGGUCCGUCGGGUGCAUCUUCGCCGAGCUGCUCGGCGGGCGCGUUCUCUUCCCCGGACGCGACUAUGUCCACCAAAUGUCCCUCAUUGUCAAUGUCCUCGGAUCUCCCUCGGACGAGGUCCUCACUCAGAUUAGUAGCUCUCGUGCGCUGGACUGGAUGCGCGGCCUCCCCCGGCGCGAGAGGGUCCCCUUCACCACCAUCUUCCCCGGGGCCGACCCCCUGGCCCUGGAUCUGCUGGAGCGCCUGCUGGAGUUCGAUCCCCGGCGCCGGAUCAGCGCUGCCCAGGCCCUUCGUCACCCGUACCUGGCGCUGUACCACGACGCGUCCGACGAGCCGGACUGCCCGUCGCCGGUGGACUUCUCCUUCGAGGCCUUGGAGUCUGUGGCCGACAUUCGCGCCGCCAUCGCCCGCGAGAUCAACACCUACCCGCCCUUCUCCCCGCGCGCGUCCUCCCUCCAGCGCAAGGGUUCGGCCAACCUUUCCGGUGCCGCCAUCAAGUCGGCUGCCGCGGCCGCCGCCUCCAAUGCCAGCAUUGCUGCCUCCAAGGCUGAGGGCACUGAUCCGAUCGGCGCGCCCGGGUCCCUGGAAGAGGAGCUGGCCAACCAGUUCCACCAUGUCUCCAUCUAA
Fonticula alba is the source of this 1365-nucleotide messenger RNA. RefSeq names its product CMGC/MAPK protein kinase. Gene Ontology annotation, cellular component: nucleus; cytoplasm. The coding region runs from base 1 to 1365 and encodes 454 amino acids. NCBI's taxonomy places the organism in Eukaryota, Rotosphaerida, Fonticulaceae. Gene Ontology annotation, biological process: protein phosphorylation; intracellular signal transduction. Gene Ontology annotation, molecular function: ATP binding; protein serine/threonine kinase activity. The transcript is spliced from 4 exons. The record is from RefSeq and is a predicted model, not a curated record.